UAUUACAAAUUUGAGCAGACUUCAGAUAUUUUAACAUCACUCUAAUUUACAUUCUGAUGUGCUUUUCACCCCUAGUCACCACUGAUGUCUUAUUAAUAGUUGUUUAUAGACUUCAAAAUACUUUUAAAUACUUAUUGACUUCCUCUCUGACCCCCAAUCUUUCGAUCUCCCUGAAGCACCACAGUAUUUACUUCUUAGCAUCGUUUAGGGGCAUUUGUGUGCCCAUGGGAAUAAGUUGCUCUUGUGGAUGUCAUCUACGAGGAGUAAAAGACUGAGAAACUUUCAUUAGAUGGAAAUGUCCCUGGAUGGAUGGAAGUGAGAAACGUUGUCCUGGUUCACCUCAUCCUCCCUCUCUUUCUUCUGAGGUUCUCUCACAGGUUCCCCUGCCCUGGCCCCAACCCUCAGUAUGCUAUCACUGUGUUACCACUCCUUGAGUUUCUGUCCUCAGUCCUGUUCUCCUGCUCUAGGGUCUCUUUUUCUUGGCAACUUUAAUGAUCACGUUAAACACUGCUGAAUCUUUAUUUCCAGGCUGAGUUCUAUCCUGAGUUCCAGCUGUAUUCAAAUUUUUUAAUUUUAUUUAUUUAUUUAUUUUUUGAUAUCUUCAUUGAAUCCUUUAUGGGAUGUUUGACAUUCAGUCCCUUCUGGCUAAACUGUAAAUCACUGUGGCAUGGGCCAUUAUCUUGUCUGAUAAUGUAUUAAAAAAUGUCCAUGUCAUUAAAGACAAAACUUAUAGGAGCUAAAGAGUCACAAUGGUGAAACACGAUACCUAACCUAGACUGGAUCCUAUCCUGGAGAGAGAAAAAUAUGCUGUAAAGGGCAUUAUUGGGUCAUUUAACAAAAUUGGAACAUGGAUGGUAGAUUCAAUUUUUUAAAAAUCAACGUAAUUGAAGUUGAUAACUAUAUUGAGGUUACAUAAGAAUAACCCUACUCUUAAGAAAUACACGCUGAAGCAUUUCGGGAUAAAGCGCCAUGAUAUCUGUAAUUAAUCCUGUAAGUAAUCUUGAAAAAAUAUUGUGUAUGUGUGUGUAGAGAGAGAAAGCAGUUGUGUGCACAUGCAAAUGAGAAAGCAAAUGGGACAAAAUGUUAACAGCAGGUGAAUUGGUAGAAUGUGUGGUGUACUAUCCUUAUUCUUGCAAUUUCUCCGUAACUAUGAAAUUAUCUCCAAACAGCUAAAACUUAAAAAAAAAAAAAGUGGUAGAGUUUGAUUUAAAGGUUACACGUUGUGUGUUUGUGUGUGUAUGUGAUGGUGGUUCAUUUUCUUUUUUAUUUUCAGAUAUUUUGUUGUAAGUUUUUUGGGAUAGAUGGGAGAAGAGGAACCAGAAUCUGCGAAAUGGCUGAUAAUUUGGAUGAAUUUAUUGAAGAGCGAAAAGCCAUAUUGGCUAAAGACAAAGCAGAAUUGGAAAGUGAUCCACCUUAUAUGGAAAUGAAAGGAAAGGCAUCAGAAAAGCUUUCUGAAAACAGUAAAAUAUUAAUCUCCAUGGCUAAGGAAAAUAUACCACCAAACAGUCAACAGACCAAGGGUUCCUUAGAUUUGGCGGACCUGUUGGUGCUGAGCAUAAGAGGUCUUCCAGAUCUGAUUGUUGCGUUUUUUGGUAAAACCAACACAGAACAGAUGAAGCAAAUAACCAUUGGUAGUUUUGACAUCGGCAUGAGCUUCAAUCAUGGUCUGCCAUUUUUUGACCAUGGAACACAUUUUGUCACGGGAAUUGAUUAUGGAUUAAGUUUACCACUUGGGGAAGACUAUGAACGAAAGAAACAUAAACUAAAAGAAGAAUUGCGGCAAGAUUAUAGACGCUAUCUUACUCAGAAAAAUUUUCUGUCUACGUGUGAAACAGAUCCAUCUACUCUGGGAGUUUCUCUUCCUAUUGGUGAGAGGUUAUCUGCCAAGGAAAGAUUGAAACUUGAACGCAACAAAGAAUACAAUCAGUUUCUCAGGGACAAGGAAGAAUACAAUGGAAAGUUCAGACAGAUAGAAAAGAGUACUGAGCCCAAGAGUGAAAGAAAUAAAAAUCCUGUUAGUCAAGUUAAGCCUGAUUUACCUUCACAAAUAGAAACAUCCUGCAAAAAUUCUGAGGGUCCUAGGAGAGAUGUGUUAAUUCCUUCAGAGGCAUAUGAAGAGCUUCUAAACCAAAGGCGACUAGAGGAGGACAGAUAUCGACAAUUAGAUGAUGCAAUUGAAUUGAGGAAUACAAGAAUUAUUAAAAAAACUAAUGAAGAAGUGGGCGUUUCCAAUAAAAGCCAUCAGCAGUUUGCAAACAAGACUGACAUUGCAGAUAGAAGAUUUUUCAGGUUUAAUGAGUAUCGUGCUUUUGAUAGACAGUAUAGACCAGAUCAUGAUCCUGAAGUAAGUGAAGAAAUGGAUGAGAGGUUUAGAUAUGAAAGUGAUUUUGAUAGAAGACCUUUGAGAGUGUAUACAAAUGACAGGAUAUACAGGAACAAACGAGGGGAUGUGCCUCCUAUGGAGUGUGAUGGUGAUUUCCCAGAACAGUCAAACAUAAGAAUUUCAUCUGCUGGAAAUAACAGCGCCCGAGACAACUUUCCCAAUGAACGAUCCAAAUCUGCUAAUUCUCAAGCUAUCUGUAGUCCAUUUGCAGGGAUGCUGUUUGGAAGUGAAGAUCGAGAACUUAUUCAGAGAAGGAAAGAGAAAUAUAGGCUAGAACUACUGGAACAAAUGGCUGAGCAACAGAAAAACAAGAGACGAGAAAAAGAUUUGGAACUCGGAGUUGCAGCUUCUGGAGUACAAGAUCCUGAGAAAUCGCCUGAUAGACUAAAGCAGUUUAGUGUGGCACCAAGACACUUUGAAGAGAUGGCACCACCUGAAAGACCCAGAGUAGCUUUCCAGACACCUCUCCCUCCCUUUUCUGCCCCAUCUGUCCCACCCAUUCCUUCAGUUCAUUCCAUCCCAUCUCAAAAUGAAGAUUUACACAGCGGACUCAGCAGCACCCUUGGUGAAAUGGUGCCUCCCAGGAUUGCACCUCUGCCUCCACCUCCCCUACUACCACCUUUGACUACUAACUAUCGAACUCCUUAUGAUGAUGCAUACUAUUUUUAUGGGGCCAGGAAUCCUUUGGAUCCCAGUCUUGCUUAUUAUGGUUCAGGAAUGAUGGGAGUACAGCCUGCAGCUUAUGUUAGUGCUCCUGUCACCCACCAACUACCACAGCCUAUUGUGAAUAUGGUUGGACAGAAUGAACUGAAAACUACAAGUAAUCAAGCAGUAAAUUCAGGACUGUUUUUUGAAGAUAAACCCAAGCCUUCAAAACAAUCACUUCAGUCUUACCAAGAUGCUCUCCAGCAGCAGAUUCGAGAAAGAGAAGAAAGAAGGAAGAAAGAACGUGAAGAAAAAGAAGAAUAUGAUGCCAAAUUAGAAGCUGAAAUGAGAACUUAUAACCCCUGGGGGAAAGGUGGAGGUGGUGCUCCUCUCAGGGAUGCAAAAGGAAAUCUGAUAACUGAUUUGAAUAGGAUGCACAGACAAAAUAUAGAUGCCUCCCAUAACCCAGAUGCAAGAACAUAUGAAGAUAAAAGGGCUGUGGUAUCUCUAGACCAAAAUUUAGCCACUUCAAAUGCUGAGAACCUAGAAGAUCCUGCAAAUAAAAACUCAGGUCAUUUGCAAACACAGAGCUCUCCUUUUGCUCGGGGAAAUAUAUUUGGUGAGCCUCCAACUGAACUUCAGAUUAGACAGCAAGAAUUAUACAAGAAUUUUCUUCGUUUUCAGAUUGAAGAAAAGAAACAAAGAGAGGAGGCAGAGCGAGAGAGGCUGAGAAUUGCAGAAGAAAAAGAAGAAAAACGGCUUGCAGAACAGAGGGCAAGAAUUCAGCAAGAGUAUGAAGAAGAACAGGAAAAAAAAAGAGAGAAAGAGGAGGAGCAAAGGCUAAAAAAUGAAGAACUAAUACGAUUAGCUGAAGAAAGACGAAAAGAAGCAGAAAAAAAGAAAAAAGAAGAAGAAGAAAAACAUAACUUGCAACUUCAGCACUAUUAUGAAAGAGAAUAUAUGAUUGGGGAAGAAACUAAGCACGUAAGACAGCCUUCUCCUGUAGUUCCUGCUCUUCAGAACAAACUUGCAAGCAGACUUCAAAGACCUCCUUCGGUUGACACCAUCAUAAGUUCCUUUAUUCAAGAAAGUUCUGUGUCCAGGGCACAGUCUCCUCCAGUACCUGCCAGGAAAAAUCAGCUCCGUGCAGAAGAAGAGAAAAAAAAUGUCAUUAUGGAAUUAUCCGAAAUGAGAAAACAGCUUCGUAGUGAAGAACGGCGUCUGCAGGGGCGGUUGCUGCACAUGGACAGUGAUGAUGAAAUUCAGAUAAAGAAAAGAGAAAGGAAUCCCAUGGAUAUAUUUGAUAUGGCCAGACAUAGGUUGCAAGCUCCUGUCAGACGCCAGUCACCUAAGGGCUUGGACCCCGCCUUUUUUCAAAAUAUUCAUGACUUUAAUGAGCUGAAAGAUAGAGAAUUGUGAGAAGAAUAGAACCUGGCAUCUGGCAGAAGGUGGACAGAGGAAGAUGAGCUUGUGAAAGACACUGAGAGGGAGAAGUUGGAGUGACUGGAAGAAAACCAGUAUCUUGAAAACUGAGGAAAGAGAAUGCAUCAAGGAGAAGGGAUCAUGGAAGAUAAGUAUUGGAAAGUGUCAGCUGUAUCAGCAGUCAUUGGUGGCUCGGCUAGGUCUUUUUAAGUGGAACAAUGGGAUAAGAAACCAGUUACCUUUAGGGUGAGGACUGAAAAGGAGGCAAAGUGUUGGAGGCAAGAAGCAUAAGACAACCUUUGGAAGAGGCUUGACUGUAAGGGAAGAGAGGGGGCAGGUGCUGGAGGAACUUGUUACAAUGCUUGUGGUGAAGAGCUGUUAGAGAAGGAAGAGGUUUAGGGUGUUGGAGAGCAAGGGGACUGUUGAAGAUUGCAGGGGCUCUGAGUAGGCAGGAGGAAAUCUAGGAGAUUUGAGGAAAGAGUAGUGAAGAUUUGGUGUGGCCACUAUGGAAAGCCGGGAGAAGGCUUAUUAGGGAAACGGGGUUGUCAGGCGCUAAGGUGUGGGACAUUGAGAGUGUGUGGAGGAGCCGGGAUGUGUUUCUCUGACUUUUCUUCAGGAGCUUUCAGGAGAGCAGGUGUUGGAGUGAAGGAGGCAAAUAUUUGAUUGUAUAACAGAUAAACCAGAAUUUAAAUAUUUAUGUUUCCUAUUUUAAAAGCACAGAAAAAUAGAAAGGGGAAAAAUCACUUUAGACAAACCACAUAAAUAAAAUCAUUUUUAACAUGUUGGAUAUUUCCCUGUCUUCUGAGUAUAAUCAAAACAAAAACAAAAGUCAGACAAAAACAAGCUAUGAAGUUAUGCGGUAUUCUCUCUUCUUUUCCAUUUGAAUUUAUAAGUAUUAUCAAUUCUAUAUAUCCUAGUUAUAUUUUAUGCUAUUAUUUAUUGAUGACUUGCUAUAUGCAGGCGUUGUAUUAAGCCCACGGAUCAUGGCUCCAGGGAUCCAUGGAGUCCUUUGAGAGGGUCAUGAGGGCAAAACUGUUCUUGUAAAAAACUUAAGACAUUAUUUGCAUUUUCCACUCUGUCUCGCAUGUGCGCAGUGGAGUUGUUCAGAAACUGCGUGAUAUGGGAUGACUUCGUUGUUAGGAAGCUAAUAGGAUAUGGGGUGUGCCUUCUUAUGUUUUAAAAAUUUCUGUUUUAAUUUCUCUUGCAGUAAAUAUAUGUGUGUGUGCAUGUGUGUAUCAUACAAAUAAAAGCUCUUUAUUGUCCUCAGGUUUUAAGGGUGUAAAAGGGUCUUUAUUGAGCUUUUUGUUUCCCUGUGUUAGCAUGUACAGUCCUUAUGCAGCAUUUUAUUUAGUUGAUUAGACUAGAUCUCUUGUUUACUAUGUACAAGGAAAUUGUGUCUAGAAGUCGUAAAGCCAGAGUCCAGCGCACAUUUGUGUCCAGAGCCUCUGCUGUUAAAUAGUGCACUUUGUUCUUACACGUUUUCCACAUCUUAGAUUUUCAAGGUAUUUCCAUUUUUCACUAUUAUAUUAUUUUGAUAAUUUCUGAUCAUAAAGGUUUUACAUAUUUAGGAUUACUUCUUUAAAUUAUAUCCCAGCAGUGUUAUUAGUGGGUCAAGGAAAUACUAUUUUUAAGGCUUUAUAUAUAUAUAUGAACUAUAUUUUUAUUUUCAAGAUUUAAAAAUUGAUGGUUAACAUUUUCAUUCUCAUCAUUUGGUAUUCUUGAACUUGUGGCAGAGUCGAAUUCCUAGACCUUCAUUUCCUCCAGUUGUGACAUCCACGCUAAGGUUCCAGCUAGUCUGCAUUUAUCUUGCUUUGAGUACAUUUACAAGGGCUAAAAUAAUACAAGGACCAAUAAUGCUGUUGUUAAAAAUUUCCAGCACGUUUUGGGGAUCAGCUGUGAUCACAGUGUCUCCUGGCCCGUGUGAGUAACAGCCAUGUGAUUAACCACUUGGAGUCUGCGGGUUUUCUUCAUGUACGAGGGCUUAGGCCUUCCAUAGUUGCCCUCCUUUGUGUUCUGUGUGGUGUCUCGGGCAGCAGAGAGGUGAGGAUGUUGAGUGCACUGAAAAGCUGCUGCUUGCUCUGGGGGCUUCCUUAUAAUGCUUUUAAGUUUAUGAAGGCAUUUAUUUAAAGAAUAUUAAUUUUGUGUUCUUUAGUUUUAUGCUUAUGUGAAAGACUUCAGUGAUGUUUCAUUAUUUAUAUUCUUCUUGAUUUUGAAAUAAGGUUAUUGGCAUGUUAUUUAGAGUGAAGUUUUCUAAAAUCUUAAGAUUUUAGAAACAAGAUUUAACUUAUUAGAUAUGUAACUUACAUCUUGCACCAGAUUCGGAAACACGAGUUGAUCUGAAAUAUUUGUACCCGGAUCCUCCAAGAGAUCAUCACACCCUAGAGAUACAGCAGCAGGCCCUGCUGAGAGAGCAGCAGAAAAGACUG
This is a messenger RNA of Choloepus didactylus (southern two-toed sloth), 6876 nucleotides long. It is a transcript of the gene CSPP1, whose product is annotated as centrosome and spindle pole associated protein 1. The record is from RefSeq and is a predicted model, not a curated record. Bases 1244 to 4447 code for a protein of 1067 amino acids. Gene Ontology annotation, cellular component: spindle pole; centrosome; microtubule. NCBI's taxonomy places the organism in Eukaryota, Metazoa, Chordata, Mammalia, Pilosa, Megalonychidae. The transcript is spliced from 26 exons. Gene Ontology annotation, biological process: positive regulation of cytokinesis.